Malaya genurostris is the source of this 1545-nucleotide messenger RNA. Its product is annotated as heterochromatin protein 1-like. Gene Ontology annotation, cellular component: pericentric heterochromatin. Gene Ontology annotation, molecular function: chromatin binding. The record is from RefSeq and is a predicted model, not a curated record. Lineage: Eukaryota; Metazoa; Arthropoda; Insecta; Diptera; Culicidae. The coding region runs from base 174 to 1214 and encodes 346 amino acids. Gene Ontology annotation, biological process: negative regulation of transcription by RNA polymerase II; chromatin organization. The transcript is spliced from 2 exons.
UCUCUUGAAUUUUCAACCGAGUCGUAUAAACAGUGUAGAAAAUACAGGCGAGGCGACGCUCCGGAUCAAUUCAAGCAUAGUUUUCGCAAUAAGGUUGGAGUUUUCGUUUGCAUUGCAUUUAUCGUUCAAAGGGGUAAACGGUGAAAAACAGUGUUUGUGCAACCACUAACAGAAUGAGAAAGGAAAAUUUAAAGCGCAAAAAUGCCGAGAAUGGCGACAACGAAGCAAGAGAAGCAUCGCCGGCCGAUCACGAGGAAAAAGAGGGCAAUGAUCGCGAGGUUGAGAAUGAAAGCGGCAAAGAAAAUGGUGAUUCGAAAAAGGCAUCCGUUUCCGAUGACGACUUUGAAGAUGCCGAAACAGGCGAUAAGGCGGAGAACGGUGACGAUACCAAGGGUGAGAACGGUAAAGAUGCGGAUGAAGAGGAAGACGAUAAGGAUGAGGACGAGGAAUCCGAACCAUUGGUAAAAAAAUCCAAGAAGGAAGCCGGAGGUAAAAAAGAGAAGAAAGCGGCUAAGGCGGCCAAAAAACCGGCCAAGGCGAAGGCAGGAAAAAAAGCAAAGGAAGUCGUUCAAAAGGAAGAGGAAGGCGACGAUGAAAAGGAAGAUGAAGAAUAUGAAGUUCAAGAUAUUGUCGAUCAUCGUAAGGAACGUGGCGGUAAAAUGGUAUAUCGCAUACGUUGGAAGAAUUUUGGCAAAGAUGACGAUACCUGGGAGUCGGAGGAUACUCUCUCAUGUCCGGAUAUCAUCAAAAAGUAUAAGGCAAAGCUGGAGAAGGAGGAGGCUGCGUCAGCAAAUAAAGCAAAAAAGGGCCCGGGACCGAAGAAGGGAGCUAAAAAGGAAACACCCAAAAAGCCCGCGAAAGCUGCUAAGGACGAUGAUAACGAUCAGGACGAUGAGGAAGAGGACGAUGGAACCGAGUAUGAGGUUGAGAAAAUUAUUGACGUCCACUUCAAGCGCGAUGGCACAAGGGAAUAUUUGGUCAGAUGGAAAGGAUUUACAUCGAAGGAUGACACUUGGGAACCUGCCGAUAAUCUCAACUGUCCUCAUUUGAUUGAGAAGUUAAACGAGAAGAUCGACAAAUCGAAGAGUGUCAGUGUGAAGGAACUGCGAGUAACUCGGAAACCGACCGAGAGACUGUCGCUAGCAUUGGGAGGUCGCAAAACUUCUCGCCGUAAUGCCGCCAAGAUUAGAGUCACCUAUUAUGACGGGGAGUAAAUUGAGUGUUCGUCAUGCCAUUUCGGACGCCGCACCAGGAUUCAAACAACUACAUUUUACUGACUUAGAGUCAACCUAGAAAGGAUGAAGCAACGAGCUUACCUCCUGAACCAUUGAUGAGAAAUCUUUUGUUUUAUGUUUCAUGCGAAGUCUACAUCUUCGUUUUCGUCAUUGACGAAUAUUCUUUAUGGGUAGCAAGAAAAUGGAUCCAUAAAUAUAACAGGAAAUUAAAAUAAAACCUAAGAGAAAUUCAAACAUAUAUUUGGCGUAGAAAUAACUUGUAAUAGUUAUAAGAACUAUAACUGUAAUAAACUGUAUCCUACUAAAUGAC